CUGGGGGUCCGGCAGCGCUGACUAACCUGAAUUUCCUGCGCUUGGUGGAGAUGCCCAGUCGGGGAACGCGCCCGGAGGACAGCGCCGUGCUGAUUCCCACCGACAACUCGACCCCACAGAAGGAGGACCUCUGCAGCAGGAUAAAAGAACAAAAAAUUGUUGUGGAUGAACUGUCUAACCUGAAGAAGAAUAGGAAAGUGUACAAGCAGCAACAGAACAGCAACAUAUUCUUUCUUGCAGACCGAACAGAAAUGCUUUCUCAAAGCAAAAACUUAUUAGAUGAACUGAAAAAAGAAUACCAAGAAACAGAAAACUCAGAGAAGAGCAAAAUCAAGAAAUAGUCAACUUGACAUCACAUAACCAUGUGUGGCAUUUGUUGUUCUGUAAGCUUCUCUGCUGAGAAUUUCAGUAAAGAGUUAAAGGAGGAUUUACUGUAUAAUCUUAUGCGACGGGGACCCAAUAUUAGUAAACAGCUGUCAAAGUCUGAUGGUAGCUACCAGUGUUUAUUUUCUGGUCACGUACUUCACUUGAGAGGUGUUUUGACUGCCCAGCCUCUGGAAGAUGAAAGAGGCAAUGUGUUCCUGUGGAAUGGAGAAGUCUUCAGUGGAAUAAAGGUUGAAGCUGAAGAGAA
Molecule: messenger RNA, 631 nt
Organism: Otolemur garnettii (small-eared galago)
Lineage: Eukaryota; Metazoa; Chordata; Mammalia; Primates; Galagidae
Product: ASNSD1 upstream open reading frame protein
Exons: 4
Coding region: 51-341 (96 amino acids)
Source: RefSeq, a predicted model, not a curated record